Messenger RNA from Elephantulus edwardii (Cape elephant shrew), 2181 nucleotides. It is a transcript of the gene RXRG, whose product is annotated as retinoid X receptor, gamma. The record is from RefSeq and is a predicted model, not a curated record. Bases 438 to 1829 code for a protein of 463 amino acids. NCBI's taxonomy places the organism in Eukaryota, Metazoa, Chordata, Mammalia, Macroscelidea, Macroscelididae. Gene Ontology annotation, molecular function: zinc ion binding; nuclear steroid receptor activity; nuclear receptor activity. Gene Ontology annotation, biological process: response to retinoic acid; positive regulation of transcription by RNA polymerase II; anatomical structure development. The transcript is spliced from 10 exons. Gene Ontology annotation, cellular component: nucleus; RNA polymerase II transcription regulator complex.
GACAAGCCAGGCUCUGGGAGAGUCACACACAUAAGCCCAGCCCUGAGUUAAUCAAACUAGCAACAGGAUCUUCAGCAGCAGUGGUGGCUGUGGCAAGAGUAGCAGCAGCAGCAGCAGCAGCAGCAGAAGCAGCGGUGGCGGCGGCAGCAGCAAUAGCAACAGCAGCAUUAUGCGUGAUUACUGACAGGCACCAGCUGCUGCCGCCACAGCCCUCUCCACGCACUCACUAUGUGGACUCUCAGAUGGAGACGCGGAUUCCUGACUAAUCCCAGAGGGCUGGCCCAGCCUCUGCUCCCUGGGCUGCGAGGAAGCGAUGACCACUCUUGUUAGCCCAACUUAAAGAGAGCUCAGCUUUGCCCGGGAGCUUGGAGAGGCCGUGCUAUUUCGACGACAGACAAGAGAGAGAAAAAGAGAGAAAUAUGAACUGAAGAGUCAACAUGUAUGGAAAUUAUUCUCACUUCAUGAAGUUUCCCGCCGGCUUUGGCGGCUCCUCUGGUCACGCCAGCUCCACGUCCAUGAGCCCAUCGGCUAUCUUGUCUGCUGGGAAGCCGAUGGAUGGCCACUCCAGCUACACAGACACCCCUGUGAGUGCCCCACGGACGCUGAGUGCAGUGGGAGCCCCCCUCAAUGCUCUGGGCUCUCCAUACAGAGUCAUCACUUCAGCUAUGGGCCCGCCAUCGGGAGCGCUGGCAGCCCCUCCAGGAAUCAACUUGGUUGCCCCACCAAGCUCUCAGCUAAAUGUGGUGAACAGUGUCAGCAGUUCAGAGGACAUCAAACCCUUACCAGGGCUCCCGGGGAUUGGAAACAUGAACUACCCAUCCACCAGCCCUGGGUCUCUUAUUAAACACAUCUGUGCCAUCUGUGGGGAUAGAUCCUCAGGAAAGCACUAUGGGGUGUACAGUUGUGAAGGUUGCAAAGGGUUCUUCAAGAGAACCAUAAGGAAAGACCUCAUCUACACGUGUCGGGAUAAUAAAGACUGCCUCAUCGAUAAGCGCCAGCGCAACCGCUGCCAGUACUGUCGCUAUCAGAAGUGCCUUGUCAUGGGCAUGAAGAGGGAAGCUGUGCAAGAGGAGAGACAGAGGAGCCGAGAACGGGCUGAGAGUGAAGCGGAGUCUGCCAAUAGUGGUCAUGAAGACAUGCCUGUGGAGAGGAUUCUAGAAGCUGAACUUGCUGUUGAACCAAAGACAGAAUCCUAUGGUGACAUGAAUAUGGAGAACUCAACAAAUGACCCAGUCACCAACAUAUGCCAUGCUGCCGACAAACAGCUUUUUACCCUUGUUGAAUGGGCCAAGCGCAUUCCCCACUUCUCUGACCUCACGUUGGAGGACCAGGUCAUUCUGCUCCGAGCAGGGUGGAAUGAGUUGCUGAUCGCCUCUUUCUCCCACCGCUCGGUUUCUGUGCAGGAUGGCAUCCUUCUAGCCACGGGUUUACACGUCCAUCGGAGCAGUGCUCACAGUGCUGGCGUUGGCUCUAUUUUUGACAGAGUUCUGACGGAGCUGGUUUCCAAAAUGAAAGAUAUGCAGAUGGAUAAGUCGGAGCUGGGGUGCCUGCGAGCCAUCGUGCUGUUUAACCCAGAUGCCAAAGGCCUAUCCAAUCCGUCUGAGGUAGAGACUUUGCGAGAGAAAGUUUAUGCCACCCUUGAGGCCUACACCAAGCAGAAGUAUCCGGAACAGCCAGGCAGGUUUGCCAAGCUGCUCCUACGCCUCCCUGCCCUGCGCUCCAUUGGCUUGAAAUGCCUGGAGCACCUCUUCUUCUUUAAGCUCAUCGGGGACACACCCAUCGAUACCUUCCUCAUGGAGAUGUUGGAAACCCCGCUGCAAAUCACCUGAGGCGCCUGCCAUGCCACUCUCCCCGCCCAGGAUCAUCCCUGGGGCCUGAGUGUGUGGACUCCCACCCGCACUUCUUGUAUACUCCCCUCCAGCUGUCUCCCGACCCCAUUCUCAUUCCCAAAAUGUGAUGCUUAUAAUAAAGGCAACCUUUCUACACUUGACGCUUUUAUAGGUGGAGUUUUGUAGAGAUGUUCAAUGUAACCCUUCUUUGAUACAUAAGGGGCUGGGGGGGUGGUCUUUCUGGAUGUUCUUGGAAAACUAACUCAUGACUGUACAGAGAACUGGUUUAAAUUAUUUUUUCACUUGCCAUGGAAAGCAAACAAAACAAUAAAAAUAAUAUAUGCUGUUGGCA